CCCCCUCCUUUCUAGCCAAGUCAUCGGACCUAGAGGACGCGGUAGCAUCUCCUGCCUUCCACUGGCAGUAAGGCUCCCCCUGCUGCGACGUUCUCACAUCCUGGUUUACGCCCCUUCUGAAUUGGAACCAUGGCGGAGAAACCUACGUCGGACACGAUCGAGCCCAAGGGCGGCGAGGGUAAUUAUUUAGAAGCCGGUGUUAGCACCACCGAGAACGUAGAUCUCAACAUCAACCUGGAAGCGAGGAUCAAGAACCCGCUCAAGGGAAUCCCCCGCGACCAGCUUAUGCGCGAUGUCGAGACCUUCGCGCAGGAGAAGAACCUCACCGAGCACCUCCCGCUCCUGCGCCGGGGCGCGCUCGUCGCCCAGAACCCCCACGAUUUCGAGGACCAGGACGGCGAGGAUGCCCUCGACGAGGCGGAGAAGGUGGCCCUCCGGAACGAGAUCCAGCACAAGUGGCGCAUGCCCCCGCGCCUGUUCCUGACCAUCGCGACCUGCUCCAUCGGCGCGGCCGUCCAGGGUUGGGAUCAGACGGGAACGAACGGCGCCAACAUCUUCUUCCCCGCGUAUUACGGUAUCGCCGGCUCGAGCGUGAGGGAGAGAAUUUUGGUCGGCUUGGUUAACGCGGGCCCCUACAUCGGGAGUGCUCUCAUCGGCUGCUGGCUCUCGGACCCUGUCAACAACUGGAUUGGUCGUCGAGGUGUUAUUUUCGUUUCUGCUCAUUUCUGUCUCUGGCCUGUCAUCGGUUCUGCCUUCUGCGAAAGCUGGGGACAACAACUCGCCUGCAGAUUGCUUAUGGGCAUCGGAAUGGGUAUCAAGGCUUCAACAGUGCCGAUCUACGCCGCCGAAAACUCUCCAGCCGCAGUCCGAGGCGCCCUGGUGAUGUCCUGGCAGAUGUGGACCGCGUUCGGCAUCCUCCUGGGGACGGCGAUCAACCUGGCGGUGUUCGAGCACGAGCACAACUGGCGGCUGAUGCUGGGCGCGCCCUUCAUCCCGGCCGUGCCGCUGAUCUUCCUGAUCUACCUGUGCCCGGAGUCGCCGCGCUGGUACAUGAAGAAGAACCGCUACGUCGACGCGUGGAACUCGAUGAUCAAGCUGCGCAGCAACCCGAUCCAGGUCGCCCGCGACAUAUACUACAUCCACGCGCAGCUGGCGAUCGAGCACCAGAUCCUGAGCCAGACCAACUACGUGACGCGCACCGUGCAGCUGUUCACGGUCCCGCGCGUGCGCCGCGCCACCAUCGCCGCGCUCACCGUCAUGAUCGCCCAGCAGAUGUGCGGCAUCAACAUCAUCGCCUUCUACUCGACCACCGUCUUCGUCGAGGCCGGGUACUCGCAGUUCCUCGCCAUGAUCUGCUCCUUCGGCUUCGGCCUCGUCAACUGGCUCUUCGCUUUCCCCGCCUUCUGGACCAUCGACACCUUCGGCCGCCGCUCCCUCCUGCUCUUCACCUUCCCGCAGAUGAUGUGGACGCUGCUCGCUGCCGGCCUGUGCACGCUGAUGCCGCGGUCGGACGCGCGCACGGGCCUGGUCGCGCUCUUCGUCUUCCUCUUCGCCGUCUUCUACUCGCCCGGCGAGGGCCCCGUGCCCUUCACGUACAGCGCCGAGGUGUUCCCGCUGUCGCACCGCGAGGUCGGCAUGGGCCUCGCCGUCGCGACCUGCCUGUUCUGGGCCGCGGUGCUGAGCGUCACGUUCCCGUUCCUGCUCGACCGCCUGCACACCGUCGGCGCGUUCGGCCUCUACGCCGGCUUCAACCUCGUCGCCUUCGUGCUCAUCUUCUUCCUCGUCCCCGAGACCAAGCAGCGCACCCUCGAGGAGCUCGACUACGUCUUCGCCGUCCCCAACCGCAAAUUCGCCGCCUACCAGGUCACCAAGGCCCUCCCCUGGUGGGUCAAGCGCUGGGUCCUGUUCAACCGCAACGCCAAGCUCGAGCCCCUCUACCACCGCGACGACGAGGGCGAGGACCGCCCGCUCCAUGUGAGCGAGAAGACCGUCUCGUGAGCCGGAUCGGCAGCCACACACACACACACACACUCGGUGUUAUUUCCAAUGAAUCGGGUGGUCUAGCGCGCGUGGCCCCAUGUGUUCAAUCGGGAGGGUGGCGCGGUUCUGGCAGGGAGAAG
Molecule: messenger RNA, 2120 nt
Organism: Durotheca rogersii
Lineage: Eukaryota; Fungi; Ascomycota; Sordariomycetes; Xylariales; Xylariaceae
Exons: 6
Coding region: 130-1998 (622 amino acids)
Biological process (GO): transmembrane transport
Cellular component (GO): membrane
Molecular function (GO): myo-inositol:proton symporter activity
Source: RefSeq, a predicted model, not a curated record